AUGCAGAUCUUGAUCAUCACGGGCCUCCUGCUGCUUCGCCCCCGCUUGGAGUUCGCGCCUUGCGGCCGCCAGCACUGCCAGCGCCACCCGCACGCCCUGAGCCUGCAGCUGCGGCGCCUGCAGCCCGCCUCCGAGCUGGGCGCCUCCGACGGCGCCGCCGGCCUCGUGGGCUCCCUGCAGGAGGUCACCAUCCACGAGAAGCGCAGGGAGAGUUGGCAGUUGAGGAAAGGUAUCAGCGCUGUUGGGGAAGAAGUGGACUAUGAUGAAGAGCUGUAUGUGGCUGGCAACAUGGUCAUUUGGAGCAAAGGAAGUAAAAACCAAGCUUCUACUGUUUAUAAGGCUUUCACUGUUGACAGCCCUGUCCUACAGGCCUUAUGCAAUGAAGUAGUAGAGAAAUGUAUCUGCAUAUUGCAGAACUCAUGUAUAAAUGUGCAUAGCGUGGAGGGAAAGGAUUACAUUGCUGCUUUACCUUUUCAGGUGGCAAAUGUCUGGCCAACAAAAUAUGGCUUGCUAUUUGAGCGCAGCAGUUCUUCACAUGAAAUGCCUCCGAGUCCACCCAGAGAACCUUUGCCUACUAUGUUCAGCAUGCUACAUCCAUUAGAUGAGGUAACACCUCUUGUCUGCAAGUCUGGAGGUGUGUUUGGCUCUGCCAGAGUUCAGUAUGUUGCUGAUUACACCAUGAGGAUUGUGUUUCUCAACGCUGAACCUUCCAUCAUGAUGACGUAUGAUACUGUUCAGAGUUUACACACUGUAUGGGCUCUGCGUAGAGUAAAGCCAGAGGAGCAGACCACAGUGCUGAAGUUUGCUGAACAGCUGGGCACACCCCAGCACGUGGCCACCAGCAGCUCUCUGACCGCUCAUCUCAGGAGCCUCUCCAAAGGUGACUCUCCUGUGGCUUCCCCUUUCCAGAACUACUCGUCUCUUCACAGCCAGAGCAGAUCCGUGUCGUCGCCCAGCACGCAGUCCCGCUCGCCAUCCAUCUCCAACAUGGCUGCUUUGAGCCGCUCGCAUUCCCCUGCCCUGGGAGUGCACUCUUUCUCAGGAGUGCAGAGGUUCAACUUUUCCAGUAGUGCUCAGUCACCAAAGAGGCACAGUAUUAACCAUUCUCCAAACAGCACUUCCAAUGAUUCCUUCCUCAUCCCAGAAACGGAACCAAUUGUUCCAGAGCUGUGUAUAGAUCAUCUGUGGAGUCGCAAGCAUGAGAGAGAAGAAUUCCCAAGCAUCCAAGGUGUUUAUUACCACUGACCUCUGCGGGCAGAAGUUCCUGUGCUUUUUAGUGGAAUCCCAGCUCCAGCUGCGCUGUGUAAAAUUUCAAGAGAGUAACGAUAAGUCACAGUUGAUCUUUGGUUCUGUCACCAAUAUUCAAGCAAAGGAUGCAGCUCCAGUGCAGGGCAUUGAUACAUUGCUGGUUCUGGAAGGCAGUGGAAAUCUAGUGCUUUAUUCUGGAGUGGUUCGGGUGGGGAAGGUUUUUAUUCCUGGACUGCCUGUUCCAUCCCUGUCGAUGUCCAACCAAAUGCCUCGACCAAGCACCCCUUUGGAUAGUAUCAGCACUCCAUCCAAGCCUUUGAGUAAACAUCUGGGGCCUUUAGAAGAG
Tinamus guttatus (white-throated tinamou) is the source of this 1594-nucleotide messenger RNA. Lineage: Eukaryota; Metazoa; Chordata; Aves; Tinamiformes; Tinamidae. The record is from RefSeq and is a predicted model, not a curated record.